Molecule: messenger RNA, 3645 nt
Organism: Phlebotomus papatasi
Lineage: Eukaryota; Metazoa; Arthropoda; Insecta; Diptera; Psychodidae
Product: WD repeat-containing protein 26 homolog
Exons: 7
Coding region: 1605-3323 (572 amino acids)
Biological process (GO): proteasome-mediated ubiquitin-dependent protein catabolic process
Cellular component (GO): GID complex
Molecular function (GO): protein binding
Source: RefSeq, a predicted model, not a curated record
GCUAACUUCAUUCAGAUCUACAUCUGUUUUGUGUCAAAAUAAAAUUAAAAUGGAGGUUGCUGCAAUUAUUUUUACAUAAUAAUUCGUGUGGUGUUUUUCCCAUCAUGCCUAGCUGUGUUUAAACAAUUGCCUGGUCAAGGAGUGAGAAAAGUGUCUGGACAUUGAGCUGAAGAUAUCAGGGUGUGUGCAGUGUAGGUUGAAGUGUUGGAAAAACAUUGGGCAAGUUUUUUGGGAGAGAGAGUGCGAUAGCCCAAGAAGGCACAAAAAAGGCCAAGAGAGACGUCCAAUUUGGGCCCAAAAGAGCUCGCAAUUGAGAGUACUGACGAGCCAGGGAGAACGACCAGGGAAUAUUGAAUUGUAUCGAGUCUAAGGAAAUUAUCUCAAAAUUGAUUGCGACAAAAUUACUGCGGGGCCACCGCGUAAGCGUAAACGCAAGUCGGCCAUUGUAGAGGAACAAGCUAGCAGUAAACAGGCAAUCUUCGGUGAUAGGAAGUUUGAGGGUGCUGGGAGGACUGCAACAAUGCAACAAGAUUUAGCUACUGGUGAGUUAGUCCAUAGCCCAAUCAUUGGCCACUUGUCCGGACAACUCCAAGUAUGCCAUUGCCCCAAAUAGAAAAAAUCUAUCUUAUGUUAUUCUACCAUUUUAUCGAUGAGACUCAUACACUCUCCCAAAAAUGAAAAUCUCACUGAACACAUUGACUUGGGGCCUGUGUGGCAGUUUUUUUUGGGUGAUAUCCCCCCUAUUUUCAUUGGCUGCCUGCCCUGCCUACGAGAUACCCAACAAUUCCAUUCAAUCCCAGGUCAAUUUCCCCAUUCAAAUGCACUUCCUCUCCUCCCUGACAUCCAUCCCAGAGAUCCCCAUUUUCCUCUCUCGCCCCAAGGCAAAAAGCAAACACCAUAAAAGACUGCAAAAUAUUAGCUUAUUUUCUCUCUGUCUCCUUUGUGUCUCACUCGCUCCCAAGGCAACAUUCAAGUGUGAACAAAGUCCAGUGAAUUCGUGGCCAGAAACUCCAACGUGUAUAUCAAUGUGGUUCAGUCUCCGAUGAGCUGUCGACGGGAUCUCAUCCGCAAAAAAAACACACAGUGUGUCCAUUUGAGCCACAUCUUCAGGCUUUGUUUUCUUAUCCCAAUGUCUUUGUCUCGCUCUUUCCCUUCUCGAGAAUCGUCGUAAAGAAAAAGCUCCCGUAAGCUCCCUUCAACAAAAAAAAACUGCCCAGUGAUUUCUCUCAUUCUCUCUCCUUCGUCUCUCGAAGUUUUGGGAACAGUGGCUGAGCAGAGAGACAGAGAGAAUCUUUCAAGUGCUUAAUAUUUUUCUUCUGACCAUAUUAUUCAGUGCUCGAUUCCCAAAGAGACAAUAAAAAUCAUAGUGGAAAUUGAGGAGUGAAGUAAAUGCUAAAUCAGACUGUGGAGGCGAAUAGUGGUGGAGGGAGAAAGAGAAUAAUAUUGGGAGUUCGAAGAGAGGAGAGAAAAAAUGUAAACAAAGACACUCAGCUGCUCAAUGAGAACAGCCUGUGGUACCCAGGAAAAAAAACAGUGAUAGACUUCAUUUAGCUUGUGCAAACGGCUCGGCGGCUGGCUCCUCACACAACAGCUCCACAUCAGAGAUGCAGGAGGAUGUGCAUGCAAAUGGGAAUGCUACAGAGGGUGAGGAUAAGUGUAGCUAUGCAAAUGGUGUCCCACGGACAACAGUUCACUUGGAUCAGACAGAAAGGGAUAUUGUGCGCCUAAUUGGGCAGCACCUCAAGAUUGUUGGAUUGGAGAGGAGUGCUGAGUUGCUGAUGGAGGAAUCUGGAUGUUGUCUUGAGCAUCCGUCUGCAAUAAAAUUUCGCACACAUGUGCUAUCGGGGGAUUGGGUAAAAGCAGAUCAUGAUCUCCAGGAGCUUCAUCCGUUGAUUGAGGGGAAGCACAAUAGUAUUGGGUUUUCUGUUUUUCAGGAGAUGCGUUUUCUCCUGCUGGAACAGAAGUAUCUGGAAUUUCUGGAGGAAGGACGUCCAUUGGAUGCAUUGCAUGUUCUGAGAAAUGAAUUGACACCCCUUCAGCACAAUACCCCGCGCGUGCAUCAAUUGUCAUCGUACAUGAUGUGCGCCAACAAUGAGGAACUGUAUCAGAGGGCAUCGUGGGAGGGGAAAGGGGUGAAGUCACGCAAUAAAUUGAUGGAUCGACUGCAGAAUUUUCUCCCACCCACCGUUAUGCUGCCACCGAGGCGUCUGCGAUCCCUCCUCAGUCAGGCCGUGGAGAUGCAGACGGAACGCUGCACUUGCCACGACAUGGCCUGGGAGACAAAUAUUGACAAUGUAUCCCUUUUGGUGGAUCACUGUUGUUCCCAGGAUGAAUUUCCCAUGCAGCCACUUCAGGUGCUCAAUGAGCACUGUGACGAAGUUUGGUACUGCAAAUUCUCUCCCGAUGGCCUGAAAUUGGCCACGGGCUCCAAGGAUACAUCAGUGAUCAUUUGGGAUGUUGAUCCCAAGGCAAUGUGCGUCAAACAGCGUCGGACACUGGAUGGUCACACCUACGGAGUGAGCUUCAUUGCCUGGCAUCCAGAUUCAAAGCAUCUCAUUGUGGGCGGUCCGGAAGACUGUCCGGACCUGUGGAUCUGGAAUAUUGAAGAGGAGAAGUUGAGGACGAAAAUGUCUCAUUCACCUGAGGAUAGUUUAACGUGUGCAGCCUUCAGUCAGGACGGCACUCGCUUCGUCACUGGAGGUGUUCGUGGUCAAUUUUACCUUUGCGACAUCGAUGGAACAAUUCACGAUACUUGGGAUGGGGUGCGUGUCAAUGGGCUGUAUUUCAAGUCAGACAAUAGGACAGUAUUGGCAGCCGAUACUCACCACCGUAUCAGAUCUUAUGCAUUCGAUGCUCCACGCGGGGAUCAGACUAUUGUUCAGGAGCAACAUGCAAUUAUGACGUUCUCUGUAAAUUCCUCGGAACGACUGGCUCUGCUCAAUAUCUCGCAGCAGGGACUACAUCUGUGGGAUUUGCAGGAUCGUUGCCUGGUGAGGAGAUUCCAAGGUGUAACGCAAGGCAAUUACACGAUCUAUUCCACCUUUGGCGGUAUUCACGAGAGCUUUGUCGCAAGUGGAAGCGAAGACAAUAAAGUGUACAUCUGGCACAUAAAACGUGAGGAACCCCUGGCUAGAUUGGUGGGGCACACGAGAACGGUCAACUGUGUCUCAUGGAAUCCCGUCUACCCGGCCCUCCUCGCAUCGGCGUCGGACGAUGGGACUGUGAGACUCUGGGGACCUAAAAAUAUUCCUCAGCACGCAACAAAUUCAGAGAGUGAUGAUUGCUCCUCGACGUCUUCUUCAUCUUCCUGUAUGACGACAUAAAAGUUGCUCCUUCUCGAUGUUCGAGAUUUUGUUCUCUUCUUUGGUUACUUUUUUUUUAAAUUAAUUAUUAUUAUUAUUAAAUCUGAUAAAAGAGAAAAUGUAAUUAAAAGAAAUCUUUGGAAACAAAAUGUAAUUGCGAAAAAGCAGAAGUAACUAGAAAAAGUAAAUUUUAUCUUCGAAAAUGUGUAAUAAAGUGAAAGUGUAGAAUUUUCUUCUCAGUUUUCUAAAUUUCAAUGAAAAAAAAUAAUUCUAAUAAGAAAAAUAUAUCGUGUUGAAAUUGUGGAAUGAGAGGAAGAGUGAAAGAAAAAUUAGAAAUAGAAAA